This is a messenger RNA of Oldenlandia corymbosa var. corymbosa, 1044 nucleotides long. The record is from the annotation of a GenBank genome assembly. Lineage: Eukaryota; Viridiplantae; Streptophyta; Magnoliopsida; Gentianales; Rubiaceae.
AUGAUAUCCACACACACUGUUUUGGAGGAGGAAGGAAAAACAACGGAGAAUUUUGAUGAGUCCAAACCGGUUGAGUACAAGUUGGAGAAAGUCUUCCCUGUUUACGCUGUUGGUGUUUCGGAGCCUGACCCGAGGCUGGUUGCCUCCGUUGCCAAGUCGGGCUGCAAACCCGGCGACCCAAUUUGGGAUGCUGUCAGGGAAGAGGCUAGGUUGGAGGCAGAGAAGGAGCCCAUUUUGAGCAGUUUCUUGUAUGCAAGCAUAAUAUCACACCACUGCUUAGAGCAAGCUCUGGCCUUUGUUCUAGCCAAUCGUCUGCAAAAUCCUACGCUUUUGGCGACACAACUUUUAGAUAUAUUCUCCGAUGUCAUAAUGCGAGAUCGAAUUAUCCAACGUUGCAUUCGCCUUGAUAUACAGGCAUGCAAAGAUCGGGAUCCUUCUUGCUUAUCAUAUUGUUCUGCCCUCCUGUACCUCAAGGGUUACCAUUCAUUACAAGCACAUCGAGUUGCACAUGCAUUAUGGAAUGAAGGUCGGAAAGUCUUGGCAUCAGCGUUACAAAGUCGUAUAAGUGAGGUUUUUGGAGUUGACAUACACCCAGCUGCCAAACUUGGAGAAGGAAUUCUUUUGGACCAUGGAACAGGAGUAGUAAUUGGGGAAACUGCUGUGUUAGGAAAUCGAGUUUCUUUAAUGCAGGGUGUAACCUUGGGAGGCACCGGAAAAGGAACUGGCGAUCGGCAUCCAAAGAUAGGUCAAGGUGCACUUAUUGGAGCCAGUGCCACUAUUUUGGGAAACAUUAAAGUAGGUGAAGGUGCAAUGGUAGCUGCAGGUUCUCUGGUAUUAAAGGAUGUCCCUCCACACAGCAUGGUUGCUGGGAUUCCGGCCGAGGUGAUUGGCUUUGUUGAUGAUCAAGAUCCCUCUUUAACGAUGAAGCAUGAUGCAACUAAAGAAUUUUUUGAAUUUGUUGCUGAUAGCUCCGAUGGAAGUAGAUCUUCUGAAAUGCUUGGUCGUCAUGACUGUGGAUGCACUUCAGGAGAUUCCCGCAAGUAG